AUGGAUAAUACUUUCGAUUCAAGUAAUUGGUUUGAAGGUGUGUGGACGGCCGGUAAGGAGCAUGAUGAUGAUAUUGGUAGACGUACAUUUCGACUGGUCUACCACACCCUUCUGCUUCUACUCGGUGUGCCUGGUAACUGCCUCAUCUUGCAUGUGUACUGGACUAAGACGCUCAAGACCAGCACCCAUGUGUUUAUCAUGGCAUUGGCCUUGGCUGACUUCUUCGUAUGUCUGCUCCGUAUAAGGGAACUCGCUAUACACAUCACCAUUCUUCUUGAUGGGGAGAUCCCGCGAAUUUAUACAUUCCUCCGAUCGCUCGAGACCACCGCCGUCGGUACCUCAGUCAUGAUCACCGCCGUAAUCGCAGCGGAUCGCUACGACUGCGUCUGCCGUCCGCACCGGCGUUUCUUCACCCAUCGGCGGGGUAAAAUAGCCGCAUGGGCUUCUUUUAUGUUCUCGGUGUGUGUCAACGUUCCGGCUUUUGUGGAUGUCUUUGUCUAUUUUCCCAGUAAUAUUUUAGAAAUGCUCGUCUUUGUGUUCCAAACAAUUUUUUUCGUGACUGCCCUUGUGAUCAUCGUCCUGUGUUACAGGAAGGUGUACAUCACCAUUCGUAAACAUGUGAAAGUUUCUCUUGUGUCAGUUGCAAGUGUUCAAAUGAAAAACACAGACAGACUGGAAAUUACCGUAGUUGAUAAUGCUAUAUCGGUAUUAACCGGUGGUCAGAACUCCCACUCCAACCCUACAGGAGCAGCUGCGAGAGGUGACGGUACUGGAACCACCGCAAACAGCAGAAAUCAUGUAGUCUCUUGCAAUCUCUCCUCUCCACCUGGAGAUUGCUUGCAGCAAGCGGCCCCAAUUGAGGAAGAUAUACGGGUAAACAGAGACCAGAUAAGAAAUCCAGUUCAAGUUCCAGACAAUGAUGUCAAGACACACCUACAACGGAAGACGACGAAGAUGCUGUUCGUUGCCAGCGUGGUGUUUGUGCUAGCCUGGUUGCCAUACUGUAUCUACGUGUUGGUGAAGCUGGCGUCUUUUUACGGAUGGUUGCACCCUAGCCCUCAGUUUCUGUUGGUAAUGCUGGAGUUGAGUUAUGUCUGUUACAUCAACAAUGCUGUCAAUCCUCUCAUUUACGGACUAGCGAACAGACGGUUCAGAAAAGACUGCGGGGAAGCUCUUGGGAAGAUGAGAGUAUGUUGA
Molecule: messenger RNA, 1197 nt
Organism: Asterias rubens (European starfish)
Lineage: Eukaryota; Metazoa; Echinodermata; Asteroidea; Forcipulatida; Asteriidae
Product: 5-hydroxytryptamine receptor 2B-like
Exons: 1
Coding region: 1-1197 (398 amino acids)
Biological process (GO): neuropeptide signaling pathway
Cellular component (GO): membrane
Molecular function (GO): G protein-coupled peptide receptor activity
Source: RefSeq, a predicted model, not a curated record